AUGGCUGAGCCGGCAGCCAGCGCGGCGUCCGCCUCGCCUUUGCCCGCUGCUAGCCAUCAAUCCCCCACCGACCACAGCAUGGCGGGAAAUGAUGCACCACGACCGCCAUCAGAGCCUCCGGCGCAAAUAGCGACCGCGUCAUCUUUUCAAGCCGUCAACACGGUGGCCGUCCCCGAUCAACACGCCCCUACUGCACCGACCGCCGCCGCCGCGUCACCUCCUCAGGAUGCCGCCGCGGUCACACGCGAGGCUUCCUCCAAACCAGAUUCGCCCAAAGCAUCGGACGUCAACGUCGACAUGUCUAACGCGGAUGAUCCUGGUGAAGCAUCAACGGCGGAGAGCACUACCUACGGCACGAGAUCACGCAACCGCACGGGAAACGCGCGCCCAAACUACGCCGAAGACCAAGACAUGGACUUUGAACUCUCCUCUGCUGCACGCACGUCCAAGCAGAAGGCGACAUCUGACGCCGCAGCAGCCGCCGCUUCGGGCUCGCAAAACGUGACGGAUGGCAAGCGCGCACAGGACCUUGCGCGUUUCAUCGCCGUGAACAGCGGCAGUGGCAGUACUAACGGCCCUUCCACCACCAAAGAAUCCACUCCAGGCACCCCUGGCGUCGCUUCCAGCGUGCCCAAAAAACGCAAAGCAGCAGGAGCAGCGACAGCGCAUGCACAAACGCCACCUCCGUCGACGCUGUCAGUGCCCACGGGCACGCGCAAGGUGCCUACAGCAUCCUCCUUGACGCGCGAAACUAAUGUCAUGACUUUCACAAAAUGCAAGUCACAGCUGAACAAGAAUGGCGAACUCGUCGCGGACGAUGGAGUCAAGCUGUGUGUGAACGAUCACGUGUACUUGGUCUGCGAGCCGCCUGGCGAUCCUUAUUACCUGUGUCGAAUCAUGGAAUUCCUGCACGCCAAAUCUGAUGACCCGACGUCGCCGAUUGACUCCAUCCGAGUCAAUUGGUAUUAUCGCCCACGUGACGUUCAACGAUUCAACAAUGACAGUCGCCUGCUGUAUGGAACGAUGCACUCCGAUCUUUGUCCUAUCGCAUCGCUGCGAGGCAAGUGUUCGAUCAAGCAUCGAUCGGAAAUCGAGGACCUCGAUGCUUACCGGAAAGAACGCGAUUCCUUCUACUUUGUGCAAGUCUUCGACCGCUUCAUCCGUCGCUGGUACGAGUGCUUGCCCGUUUCGCAGAUUAUCAACGUCCCCGAGAAGGUCAAAAAAGCGCUCGAUGAACGGUGGAAGUUUGUCGUCGUCGAGAUUGGGCGGGUGAAAGAAUUGACCAGCGAUGUCAAGACUUGCAAGCGCUGCGCGAAAUACUGUGCGACCAACGACUCUGUCGAAUGCGCCAUAUGCAAGAACUCUUACCACAUGAACUGCGUGCAACCCCCGCUACCGAAGAAGCCUUCAAGAGGAUUCGCCUGGGCCUGUGCACCCUGCAGCCGUGCGUCGGAGAGGAAGAUGGAAGCUCGCAAUACGCCAACUGUCAGUGGUGAUGUGACCGAAGUCGAAGAGGAAGAACUCGCCGAGGAAGAGGUGCCUAGCGCCUCCAACGACACAACGCGAGCGCCGAGUCCGAGUGGAUCCGAUAUGGUCAUCGACAACCAUCCAGCCACACAAGCAGAAAUUGCACUGGCGAACAUGUGGCCCAUGCGAUAUCUCGGAAUACAUUGUCGCGUUGAAGACGCAUUGCAAUACGAUGAUCGUGCCAUAUAUCCUCGAGCAAGCUCGCGCUUGGGCCCGCGACAUCAGGCGAACGUUACCUUGUGGCCCGGUCGACCUGUCGAGCUGGUCAAGCCCGCGGAAAUUAAGAAGAAAUACAACAAAACCACCGGUCCGAAGAAGGAUACGAAGCUCAGCAAGGAGACACUUGCGGCCCUUGAAGCAGAGCGAGAGGAGCGCGCCAAGCGGCCCAAAUGGGUCCAAGAUGAGCCGCCGGGGUACAUCGCACGAGGAGAAGACUAUCCGGAAAACGACCCGAGAUGUACUUCCAAGCUGAUGUUCAAAUCCCCAGAGACAAGUGGAGGGCCGAAUGCCGACACGGAUGUCGAUGAUUACCUGAAGCGGGCCAAACUCCUUGCCAGAGCUAUCGGUGUCCCGCCGUUUGGAGCAAACUUCCUCGAUAAAGCGCUGGAACUGCUGACCGAUACGAAUUACGACCAAGAGGCAGCGCUGAAGAAACUCCAACAAGUCCACCGGAUUCAUGAUCUGCACGAACCCGUCCUCAGCAAACAAGACCUCACAAAGUUCGAGGAAGGUGUCGCCAAGUACGGCUCGGAGCACCGAUUGAUUCGCCUGCACAUGAAGACGAGUCUGCCGAAUGCGGACAUUGUGCGCUUCUAUUACCUUUGGAAGAAGACGCCCAAAGGCCAAGAGAUCUGGGGCAAUUAUGGCGGCCGCAAAGGGAAGCGCAGGAUCGACGACACAGGCGCAGUGCUCCAAGCAGCGCUGGCAAAGGAUGGCGAUGACUCUGCGUUCGACAACGACAAGGCAGUGAAGCGCAACAGAAUGUUCGAGUGCAAGUUCUGUCACACGAGUCAUUCCCGACAAUGGCGCAAGGCCCCCGGCGUAGCACCUGGUCAGACAGUGGCAGUUGACGGCAAAAAUGCCAAGGAUCCCAAGGACAAGACGAAGCCACCGCUUCUUGCAUUAUGCUUGCGUUGUGCGGGACUCUGGCGGAAGUACGCCAUUCAAUGGGAAGAUGUGGAAGAGGUUGCGAAGAAGGUUGCGCAGGGCGGCGGGCGAGCUUGGAAGCGGCGAAUCGACGAAGAGCUGUUGCGGGAGCUGGUGGCUGCGGAACAAAUGGGCGCUGCUGGCAUGGAUCCCGCGGGUGGCGCAUUGCCUUCGAUUGAGAAUGGCGAACCGUUGAAGAAAAAGUCCAAGACCGAUGCUGGCCUGCCGUCCGAGAUGGCCAAGAAGAAGCCUGCGCCUGUCCCGAAGGAACCAACGCCGCCCCCGCCACCCAUCGUUCCAGCGCAGCCGGAGUGGCGCGAUCUUCCGUGUGCCGUCUGCAAGGGCUCGGGAGACACGAUCGCUUGUACAUACUGCAAGCUCACCGUCCAUCGCUUCUGCUUUGGUCUAGAAGAAAAUGAAGGGGUAAAGAUGGAUGGAGGGGUGAGGUGGGUGUGUGAGCAAUGCACCAACGACCGAAAUCCCCAAGUCUCCACCGACUACGCUUGCUGCUUGUGUUUGACGGAAGAGACGCUGACCGAGCUCAUCGAGUCGUCGAGAGUGACUCACAAGAAGAAGACGGAUCGCGAGAAGGAAAAGGAACGCCUGGAGAAGGAAUUGGCCGACGUGAUGCGUGCUGAAUACACGACCAAGCAGAUCACCCUCAACCGGCCAAUCCUGCCUCGCGAGCCACUGAAGCGCACGACCGGCAACAAUUGGGUCCACGCGUACUGCGCCGUGUGGAUGCCGGAAAUCCGAUUCAGCAAUGCAAAGACUCUCGAAGUCGCCGAGGGGUUUCAAAACAUACCUCCUGCCAAAUUCGAGGCAAUCUGCAAGCUGUGCAAGAACAAGGACCACCAGAACGUUGUUCGCUCCGACAAGGGCGCUUGCGUCUCCUGCUUCCAGUGUCACGCCAACAUUCACGUUAGUUGCGCGUUUGAGGCUGGGUACGUCUUCGGCUUCGACGUGACGCCGGUAAAGGGAUCACGCAAAGAUCAGGUCACGACAGCCACCCUUGGCCAAGAGACGGGCUCGCUGACAGCCGGCAUUUGGUGCAAGGAGCACGUUCUCAAGAACGUCGUUCAUCCGGUCAACGAGAUCGCGGAUGAGACGGGCAGGACUGCGAUGCAAGUCUACGUUGAGAAUUACAAGCAGGCCGAUCUUACUCUCACUGGCACGAUCCGAAAGGCCAAUCUCGCUCAGCUUACGAAAGACAAGGGCCAGCAGGUGCCGCAAGCGACCAUCAACGGUUCUCGACGGGAGUCUACUGCAAAUAGUAUCGCGGCUGCGGUGCGUCGUGGUGCACGAACGUCUUCGGUUGCCGAUGCGAAGUCAGAGGCAGAAGAUGCCGGCAUCCAAAUCUCCGAUGUUCCUGAAGGCGAGCUGGAGCGGCGUUGUGUGCGAUGCAAGAUUGAUGUCACUCCCAAGUGGCAUCCGGUGGAGUCGCUGCCGAGCGGGAAGGAAGCUACGCCGCCGAGGUCACCGCCGCGAGCGUCACUGUCAAGUGCUGACAUCUCCGACGCUGACCGCGAUCGCUUAAGCAAUGCUCCUUCGGCUCAGGCGUCAAGACCGAAUGCUCAGAAUAUCCGGUUCAUGCCGCCCGGAGCCAGUGGGAGGGCUUGGGAUGGCAUGCCCGAUAGGUAUAAUCCGCGACCGGGACCCAACGGAGAGCAGCGCGAGCAACAACAGCCGCCUUCACAACGAGAGAACUCUGGUGCAAUCACCAAUGGCCAGCAUCGAUCGGCGAAUGAUGGUUACAACCACGCGGGCUCGUCAUAUCAGGAUCAAGGUGGCCAAGCCGAACGAGCUUCAACAGAGGCGGCGAAUGCUGGUGAAGAGUCAAAGCAAGCAUUCCUGUGCCACAAAUGCUUCCUCGGGAAGAAACUCAAUCCCACCUCGCCUCCGGAAGAGCAACGAGCGUCGAUCAUCUCGCCGCCACGGCCGUUCUCCGGAUCGCACCGAUGGAACGGGAACCCAGCACUAUCACAGCCCGCAUACGAUCCUACACAGCCAAUCCGCAUGCCGUGGGAUGAGCCGUCAGCACCACCACCCCCUCCGGUGCAAGCACCUCCUGUGCCUGGCCCACAUCCGGUCAAUGGCCUCGGACUGUCAAUGGGCUACAAUCCCUCGGUGCCCCCACCUCCUCCACAGCCGCAACAUCCACAAAAUUACUCGCCGUAUGGUCCGCAGCCGAAUGGUUUCCAUGCGCCUCCAAUGUCCCACCAGCCGCCGCCACCUCCGCCAUCACAGCCAAUGCAUGAGAGGAGCGGUAGCUAUGGAUACGGGCCUCCACCUCCUCCACCCAGCCAGCCGUACUUCACUCAGCAGGCCCCGCCUGGCCAUUCGCCCAUGCAGAACUAUCCCCCUCCUCCCCCGAACCAAAGCAUGUCGAACGGACUAACGUCGCCGCGCGCCCCGGGCUUUCAACCGCAUUUGCAGUCACCCCCGCGCUCACACGCCCCUCCAUACCAGGGCUUCGGACCGGGUCGCACGGAGAUGCGCAUCGUGCCUCCUCAAAUGCCGCCCAUGCGUGGCCCGCCGCAGUAUGACGGGCAAUAUAUGUCUGCGCAACAGCAUCAUCACGUGCACAUGCAGCCGGCUCCUCACUCCAGCCAGGCGCGCCCGGAGAGUUCGAGCGGCGGCGGUAGCGGUGCAACGCCAGCGGGGAUGAGAGAUGGUCAGUCUGGUGCUGGAGCGCCGAGCCAGAGUCAGCCGCCUGCUGGAGCUAGUGCGAGCCCGAGUUUGAGGAACUUGUUGUCGUAG
This is a messenger RNA of Neohortaea acidophila, 5433 nucleotides long. RefSeq lists its product as uncharacterized. The transcript is spliced from 2 exons. Bases 1 to 5433 code for a protein of 1810 amino acids. Lineage: Eukaryota; Fungi; Ascomycota; Dothideomycetes; Mycosphaerellales; Teratosphaeriaceae. Gene Ontology annotation, cellular component: Lid2 complex. Gene Ontology annotation, biological process: histone catabolic process. The record is from RefSeq and is a predicted model, not a curated record. Gene Ontology annotation, molecular function: ubiquitin-protein transferase activity; chromatin binding.